GGGUCGGCGGGUUUGGACUUGCUGUCACCAUCCGCCUCCUCUCUGCCUCGCUCCCUGCCCCAGGGACUGCAACCGGCCAAAACUAACAGACAGGUGAUUGGCGUGCAACACAACGAUCGACUAAGGACAGAAAACGACGCCGCUCUGAAGUCAUGGGAUCCCUCUUCCCUCUCCUCUGUCUGUCUGCCCUCCUUUCUAUGGGACAGCCCUGGAAAGUUCUAGAAUAGUGGCUGAGCAAUUCCUGGCCUUGACCUUUAAUGUCUUUCAAUGGGAAGAAUAAAAGAAUAAAGUGCCCCUUGUACAUAGUGUCUGGCUUGUCGGGGAAAUGGGUUGAGAAAUCUUUUUUUUUUUUGUUGGCUUCAUGCUGGAGAACAUUCUUGCAUCUUUAAAAGAUUUUACUGCUGGAAGCUGCAUCACUGUCAGGACCCUCCCUCCACCCAACAUCACUGCACCGUGUGCUCCUCACUGCAUCAUACCGACACACUGCCCAGCCCUGCUCUGCUCUGCACUCCUCACCAUGGGCACCCUGAUAGCACUCACCUGCAUCCUCACCACCCUCAUCACCGGGGGUCAUGCUAUUCAUUGCACAGUCUGCAGGGCUGAAGGGGGAGACUUUACUUGUACUGGGGAAGACAAAGAAUGUGGAAGAGAUAAUGUGUGUGCCGCUACCAGCUCAAUAACCAUGAUGGAUGGACACAGUACAAAAGCUUUCGCCCGCUACUGCGCAAGACGAAGUAACUGUGGAGCUUCUGGGAGCAUCGUGUUCCAGGGAGGAUAUUAUAAAUCAACCACCUCCUGUUGUACCUCGGAUUUUUGCUCCCCCACCACUCCUACGUUGCCUCAAGAUGCCAUUCGCCGUAAUGGACUGACUUGUGGAAGCUGCACGUCCCUUGACUCUGAUUGGUGUCACACUAAGGAAACAAUAGAUUGCACCGGAGAAGAAAAUAGAUGCAUCCUGCAGAGAGAUGUGUACUCAGGAAAAAGGUAUAUCAAGAUGGCUAUGCGGGGAUGUGGCACCAAGACACUCUGUGACCUCGGAAGCCAAAACUUUUACUACGGAGCCGUUAGCAUGAGAAGAGAAAUCACCUGCACAAGCCAUGGUCUCAACCUUCAUGCCAACAUGUUGCUGGUUGCAAUAGCUGCUUUGUUUGCACACAGACUAUUGCUCUAGGCCCCAUCUUCUGAUCAUCAACCGUAUAGUGUGCCACUGUUUUCAACAGAAUGCCCUACGUGUACAUACUAGGAGCACAACGUUGGUUGGCGUAUGGCAUUUUUUUUUUGUUUCUGAAUGUCUGGCACCCUGGUGCAUGCAUCAAAUAUCAAACUGCUGCGCAUGAAACAUGCUUUCAUCACAACUUACUUGGAAUAAUGUAUAUCAAAUGGCUGUCACCUGACACUCAAAUCUCGCUUUUAGUUUCUUAUUCCCUUCAAAUAAUUUAUGGCACUAAUACCACUUUGUACUUGCCAAAGUUCCACCUCAAAAUCCUGGGGCAAGGUCAGGCCUGACCUAUGGGAUGAGGUUGAACCACACUUAUCUGAUUUUUGGGACUAUGUCAGGCCAUCUGCUUUUCUGGACUGAAUUUGGGUCACAAGGCCCUAUGUAAGUUCUGAGACAAGACUGUCUCACAAGUUGGACUAUGACUAUCUACUUCCAGGAAUGAGGUCAGGUCUCAUCUAAUUUCUUUCUGGGAACAGGUUUGGCCAUACCUAUCAGCUUCCAGUGAUGAGGUUGGGCCCUGUCUAUCUGUUCCUUGGGACUAGAUGGGGCCAUGCCUAUCUGUUCCUUGGGACUAGAUGGGGCCAUGCCUGUCUGUUCCUUGGGACUAGAUGGGGCAUUGCCUAUCUGUUCCUUGGGACUAGAUGGGGCCAUGUCUAUCUGUUCCUUUGGACUAGAUGGGGCCAUGCCUAUCUGUUCCUUGGGACUAGGUUGGGCCAUGCCUUAUCUGCUUCCUGGGCUAAAUUGGGGUAAUAUCUACUUCGGGGAUAAGGUUGAGUCACGCCUAACUGCAUUACGAGAUGACGUUGGACCUUAUCUAUCUGCUUCCUGGUACGAAGUUGGGCUCAUCUAUCUGCUUGCUAAUUUGAGGUUGGACCUCCCCUAUCUGCUUCCUGGGAUGAGGCUGGGACUAACUUAUCUGCUUCCUCUGAGAUGUUGGGCCUCACCUACCUGUUCCCUAAGGUUGGGACUAAUUUAUCUGCUUUCUAGAAUGAAAUCGGGCCUCACUUAUCUGCUUCCUCUGAGAAGUUAGGCCUCACCUACCUGCUUCCUGGGAUGGGGUUGGGCCUCAUUUAUCGGCUUCAAUGAUGACCUGGUCUAAACUGCUCUACCUUUAACUUUACCCAAUAUUGAGAAAUGGGUCAGCCCCCUUGAUCAACAGAGCAAGGAAAAUCCUGACCUUUUAGCAAUUGAGGCAAUUACCAUUUUUGAUUUAAUAUUGCCCAAAUGUAUUCAGUCAUAUUUUCUAGAUAAGCCAUUGAAUAUCAAGCUAAAGAUGAGGUUGUCAACCCAGGGAGCUAGGUACAUACAUCCAAUGUGUUCUAUGGUUCCCCAAUGAUCUGUAUUAACAUUUCAGUCUAGGAACUUUUUUUGUUUUAAAUAAAUAGUCAAGU
Messenger RNA from Rana temporaria (common frog), 2610 nucleotides. Its product is annotated as phospholipase A2 inhibitor and Ly6/PLAUR domain-containing protein-like. The record is from RefSeq and is a predicted model, not a curated record. The coding region runs from base 362 to 1171 and encodes 269 amino acids. The transcript is spliced from 6 exons. NCBI's taxonomy places the organism in Eukaryota, Metazoa, Chordata, Amphibia, Anura, Ranidae.